This is a messenger RNA of Prionailurus viverrinus (fishing cat), 3872 nucleotides long. It is a transcript of the gene GPR157, whose product is annotated as G protein-coupled receptor 157. Lineage: Eukaryota; Metazoa; Chordata; Mammalia; Carnivora; Felidae. Gene Ontology annotation, molecular function: G protein-coupled receptor activity. The coding region runs from base 50 to 1057 and encodes 335 amino acids. Gene Ontology annotation, cellular component: plasma membrane. The transcript is spliced from 4 exons. Gene Ontology annotation, biological process: cell surface receptor signaling pathway; adenylate cyclase-activating G protein-coupled receptor signaling pathway. The record is from RefSeq and is a predicted model, not a curated record.
GGCCUCUGUCCCCGCGGCGCCGCGGCCCCGGCCCCCUGCCCGCCGGGCCAUGCCGCCGCCCGCGCCGCCCACCGAGCUGGUGCCGUCGGAGCGCGCCGUGGUGCUGCUGUCGUGCGCGCUCUCCGCGCUCGGCUCGGGCCUGCUGGUGGCCACGCACGCCCUGUGGCCCGACCUGCGCAGCCGGGCACGGCGCCUGCUGCUCUUCCUGUCGCUGGCCGACCUGCUCUCGGCCGCCUCCUACUUCUACGGGGUGCUGCAGGACUUCGCGGGCCCCUCGUGGGACUGCGUGCUGCAGGGCGCGCUCUCCACCUUCGCCAACACCAGCUCCUUCUUCUGGACCGUGGCCAUCGCCCUCUACCUGUACCUGAGCAUCGUCCGCGCGGCGCGCGAGCCUCGGACCGGCCGCCUGCUCUGGGCCUUCCACGUGGUCAGCUGGGGGGUCCCACUGGCCAUCACCGUGGCAGCUGUCGCUCUGAAGAAGAUCGGCUAUGAUGCCUCGGACGUGUCGGUCGGCUGGUGCUGGAUCGACCUGGACGCAGAGGACCGCGUCCUGUGGAUGUUGCUGACCGGGAAGCUGUGGGAGAUGCUGGCCUACGUCACGCUGCCCGUGCUUUACCUCCUCAUCAGGAAGCACAUAAACAGGGCGCACGAGGCGCUCUCGGAGUACCGGCCCAUCCUCUCCGAGGAGCACAGGCUUCGGCGCCACGCCUCGGCGGCCGACAAGAAGCUGGUCCUCAUUCCGCUCAUCUUCAUUUGCCUCCGGGUCUGGAGCACCGUGCGAUUCGUCCUGACCCUCUGUGGCUCCCCGGCGGUGCAGUCGCCAGUGCUGGUCGUCCUGCACGGGAUCGGGAACACAUUUCAGGGCGGUGCCAACUGCAUCAUGUUCGUCCUCUGCACCCACGCCGUCCGAACCCGGCUCUUCUCUGUCUGCUGCCGCUGCUGUCCUUCCCAGCCUUCCGCCCAGAGCCCGGCUGGCCCUCCCAAGCCUCCUGCGCCCUCCAAGACCGGCGAAUCUCAGGGAUCCAGACACACCCCAGAUGAACUUCCAGUCACCUGAGCUGUUCCCUGCCCGCUUCCGUGCACAGGUGCUGCCUACCUGGGGACAGGUGGUUCCGGGAGUCCCCGCUGCAGGGCGUGCGGCCGGAUGGCUGCAGAACUAUUAACCUUCUGCUUUUCGAGCUCUUGACGCCCGGUGGGGAGGGCAGCCAGCAAACUCAUCUUCUACCUCCUAGAGCCUCCGGGGGCUCAUCCCCACUCACGCCCGCCCGCCCGCGUCCUGCUGCGCUCGCUCGGAGGGGUACCCGUCUGCAGGAGGGUCGGCCGUGAGAUUCAGGGCAGCCGGUGGCACGAGGUCACUUUUAGGUCGCCCCGCGGUCCAGCGGUCAUCGGCCCCGGGACCGCGCACAGCACUGUUUACAGUUCGAGGGGCCCACGCCUGUGGGGAGGAGAGCACAGUGAGAUGUGGAUACCGUGCACUCAUCCUAAAUAAAAUGGCAGGGGGUGGCCGAGAUGCGUCCCCCACUUAGAUGUCGUGAAGCGGAUUUUUGGUUUGUCGGGGGGCACUGAGAUUUCCGGGAGAGCCCAGCUGUUUUUCGCAGAGAGCUUUGCUCGUCAGUGAAAGAGCCAGUUCCCUUUAAGCUGGUCGAAGGUUUCCCCGGGAGGUUUCCCGGUGAUCACGUGAGCCCAACACAACGCCGCCGGGCGGCCGGUCUCCCUGGGGACCCCCAGAACCUCUGUAUGUAUGGGUUGCCAACCCUUGAUGCAGAGUGUGUCUGAAUUUCAAGCACAGGCCGGAACCCAGACCCUCCCUUCACCGGUCACUUAAAAUACAGGUUCCCUCGUCCAACGCAAGAGCUAGGACGGGGACAGGAAGAGGCCGUUGCAGAGAAUCCCCGUGGAUGCCCACUGCCCCUCCUCCGGUCUGCCCUUGUGAACACUGAGACGGGGAGGGAGCCAGUUUAUUCGCUCCCUGCUUUAGUUUUUUAUAGGAAAGGUGACCAGGGAGUCCGUGAAUGAUCCAAGCACGGACUCCAACGUGAAGGGGACGGUUUGGGGCGUUGGUUGCGGGAAGUGACACGUGCAUCACGGGAAUGACGAUUUACAUUUAAGAGAAAAGGAUUUCAAAUGAGCGUCUGUGUCUCUCUCUAUAUUCACGGCUCUUCCAGGAACAAUUUCCUCGUGUUUCAGGAAACAGUUCCUCUGUUAAGUCACAGAAAUCACUGGCGAAGGUGGCGGGUGACAGCAUCACUGCAGGAGGCUUGCGGAGGGAAAGUGCCACUUUACCCCACACCUGUCCCUCCCCUGGGCCCCGUCAGAACUCGGCAAAACCGAAACGAUCUUCUGAACCUGGAAAACGGUUCUGGAUUAACGCCAAAGCCUCAUCAUACUGUUGGUUCCCUUUUUUUUUUUUAAGUUUAUUUAUUUUGAGAGAGAGAGAGAGUGCGUGGGAGGGGCAGAGAGAGAGGGAGAGAGCCUGACAUGGGGCUUGAACUCACGGACCGUGAGAUCAUAACCCGAGCCGAAAUCAAGAGUUGGACGACUCAGCCACCCAGGUGCCCUGUUGAAUCCUAGUUUCUUCUUAAAAGCAAAAUCCGUCACAGGAAGACAAUGGGAAAGGAAGGGUCGUCAACAGAACUAGGUCCAAAACGCUUUUUUUUUUGGUUUCCUUUUUUUUUUUUUUAAAGAAAAAGUUUUCUUUAUGAAAAUCAGCAAGAGGCAGUCAUCCCCUUAGGGACUAGAAGCCCCGGGCUGCCCUACAGAAAGCUACUUGUCAGGGGCGCGGUCUCCUUACAGAAGCGGCCAGUGUAAGAGGAAUCCGGGGUUAAGGACGAUACAGCAGGUCCUGGGCACAUGGCUCGUAAAGACCUUCACAUUAGCUUCUAGAAUGGAGCAGACGUUUAGGAAGCUGCUUCCUGCAAAAAAGAAAACAGUUCCCAGCUGAGUUAGCAUGUGGGGCACGUGGAUGAUGUGAGACUAAAACCUCGGAAGGGGGCCCAGAGUCCCGGGCUUAGACGGCAGGGCUGGCUGUCCGCCGCCCGGUGUGACUUCCACGGCACUGGCGAGACCUGGGUGUCCCCAGGCAGGCCGCGGUCAGGAGAGGCCCGCAGAGGGAGUAGGGGCGCAGGAGACUCUCUGGGUGCCUGGGGCUGCCUCAAGUUCUCAUUCCGCUUGUCUGAUGCCGCUGCCGUGCCGUCUGCUUUUGCAAAACCCACCCACGGGUUACCCCUGGCUAUUUCCGCUCCAGCUUCCUCCACUGCCCGCCCCGUCUCUGCAGCAGGUGGAUGUGUUACUGUAAGUGGUGGAGACCGCGUGGGCAGGGGACAGGCUUGUCCCAGGGGCCAGGUCAGGGGGUGACGGGAUUCGGAACUGGAUGGUGGUGGCGAUGAGGUCGAGUCUUAGGACUGUGGGAGGGGCUCCUGCUUCCGAUCGAGCAAGAGAGGCUUCGUUCGUCUUCCGCUUCGCUCAGGCCCCAGUGGGUUUCUUUCUCUCCCAUCAGCCUUGCUCGUGUCUGUCCACCUACAACCCCCCGUCACGGAUGUGUAACAGCCUGGACAGGUGCUGCGGCCCCCUCGGCGGCUCCUGGGCCGGAGCCCUCUCUUCUCAGGCACUUUCUGAACCUUGGUCUUUGAAUCGGGUUCGCCAGGCACUGUUUGUUUUGUCAUUUAAUAAAGAGUAGGAUUUGGUCCUGGGCUGAGGGUGCGAACAGCUCACUGUGUGCCCGACAGGAAGAAACAUUUUAUACAGACAUCCUGUCCUGGCACAAUGAGCGAGCGGUCUUUUGGUGGGUGCAAAACUGUAAUGAAACCCUGGGCAUCUUGGGUCGAAGCCACAGUCUUGCUGUUUUCAAUGAAAUAAAGCAGCUAUUUUUCUUU